Molecule: messenger RNA, 2447 nt
Organism: Hippocampus zosterae (dwarf seahorse)
Lineage: Eukaryota; Metazoa; Chordata; Actinopteri; Syngnathiformes; Syngnathidae
Product: guanine nucleotide-binding protein G(I)/G(S)/G(O) subunit gamma-4
Exons: 3
Coding region: 505-732 (75 amino acids)
Biological process (GO): G protein-coupled receptor signaling pathway
Cellular component (GO): heterotrimeric G-protein complex
Molecular function (GO): G-protein beta-subunit binding
Source: RefSeq, a predicted model, not a curated record
GAGACCUAAUAUCAAAUCUCAAGUAAAGGAGAACAAAUUGGGGAAGCCUGCAGCUGCUUUUCAUGUCUAGUGCUGCGACGAGGAUCCAUCGUUGGUGCGUUCAGGGUCAGCGUCCACUGUGGGAGAACGCGCACUCCUUAGCUCCUGCCUCACACGGCACCGUGAGUCUCGUCGUCGUCACACGGUGGUGUCCCCCCUUUCGCUAGCAUCUCUCCGCGCCCCAGCCGCGGUACUCCUCAUUUUUUCCUUUCCUCCUUCUUCGCACGACUCGCGUCACGCAGCGGAUCUGCCGAGGCCACGUAGCCGCGUUCCUUCGGCGGGAUCCACCGCGACGAGGCUGGACAGGUUCCUUCUAGCUUUUGACAUUUGACAGAUCCUCUUUGUGUGUGAGGGAGUGUGACUGCGUGUGCGCGUGUGCCUGUGUGAGUGGUGUGUGCGUGUGCUUUGGGUGGAGUCAACCCGGAAUUCUCCAAUUUGGAAAAAAACACGAUCAGGGGUGACACAAUGAAAGAUAGCAUCGCCAACAACAGCACAGCAAGCAUCUCCCAAGCCAGGAAAGCCGUGGAGCAGCUCAAGAUGGAGGCCUGCAUGGAUAGAAUAAAGGUGUCCAAAGCCGCCGCAGACCUAUUGGCUUACUGCGACGCCCACAUACGUGAGGACCCUCUCAUUGUGCCCGUGCCGGCCUCCGAGAACCCAUUCCGGGAGAAGAAAUUCUUCUGCGCCAUCCUCUGAUGACCCGCAUGCCAAGCGCCGUGGGCUACGGGCGCGGCGUCGCCUGCCUUCUUUGUCUUCACCACACCUGAAGCGACUUGCCACGGGCGUCCAUUCCGGUUUAGCCGGGUGGACCCUGGUGUCGGUCGGCUCCGUCCUGGCGGCUGAGGGGAUUCUACAGGGGGGGCAGUCUUGUUCAAUAGGUUUGUUAUUGCUUUGUUAUUAGAGAACAGCCUUGCUCAGUGCUUUCACGCGGUGAGAGUUUUUUCUUUGUUUGUUUGUUUUUUUAAAGAUCCUUUUCUUUAGCUGCGCUCGAUCCGAAAUUCCCUCAGGAAACAAAAGUGUGCCCAGUCAACAUCUUUUCACCUUCCAUCGUCUUGAAACGUCAGUGCCUUUCAGCGUGCGAGCUUCAAAGUAUCUGCUGCAGCAUGCACUGAAAGCAAGUAAAACAUGACACCUGGCUCAUUUCACUAAUGAAUUGUUAGCCGAGAGCCCCGAACAGCCAUCUAGUGCAUAGUGUGCAGAGUAAAGUGUUUUGGUGAGAUGCAAGCGAGCAGGCAAGCAAGCUAAUCUGUUUGUUCAAGCGACACAACUUGAUCACUGUGCAAGUCUUUUAGUCCAAAUGAAGUAAUAAACCUUCCCCACCACGCCCUGAUGUGUUUUACCUUUGCUUUUUUUCCUUCCAUUGAUGCUUCAAUCCGUCUUUCAUCACAUCGUGCGGCUUCCAAUUGGAAUACUUUCCAGUUGCGGGUUGCGGGAUGUCAAGUGUUUCCUGGGCACGUUUCCUGGCUCUUUGUUUGACCGUUUCAGAGUGAACAGCCAGGCCUUUGACAUUAAAGCCAAAACGGAGGCCUGCAUGUUCCUUUGCUCCCCUAUUGACCGCCGACUCUGCUUAUGAGCGGCCGUUGGUCUUUUUCCGGUGUACAGUAACGUUUCGGUGCCAAUCCUUGUGAGAGCAGUGUUAUCGUCACACUGCGCACUUUCUUCUUGUUUGUUUGGUUGAUUUGGAAGAAAAAGCACACCGUCUCCUUUACAUGGUAUAUACAGUAAAUAGCAUUUACAAAUUUUUAUGAUGAAUUGUCAAUGAUUCUUUAUUAUUAUUGUUAUUAUCAGUCGUAUUAUUGAAUAUUUGUUGCACAGCACUGACUGCUACAUGAUGUGUUGUGUGCUACUAAGCUUGUAUGAUAUCUACAGUUGUUCAUUAUUUACAAAACAUGCAGUUAUUCUUAAUAUGUGAGUAUUUUUAAAAUAGAUAACACAAAGGGUGUUAAAUCUGUGAAAUGUGAGGUACUUUCCUCUUGGUACUUGAAGAGUCGUCGUAUUACUGAUCCAAUUUACAGGAAUGAUGAAACCAUCAAAUCCGCUGUUUUCAGGAGAAUCAUUUCUAGAUUAUUAUUAUUUAUCUAUGAAAUCCUGAGACUAGUCUUGGGGCGUCUUCACUGACCUGAGGAUUGUGCCAAAUUUUCGACAAUAAACGCAAUGGCGAAGGAUGAAUUUUGCAUGGUUUUAGCCAAACUAGAGAGAACUGUUAUGAUGUGAAAGAUUGCCUCUCUGCUGACUUUCCAGGAGGCUGCUCUGCAAAUGUAAUCACACCUGAGGUCCGAUAUGUUGACAAUGUGCAGCUGUAUUCUUAAAUGGUAUUCUUGUUUUUGUAAAAAGACAAAAAACGCAUUUAAUUCGGAAGCUUUGUAAAUCCUUUGAUGGAUGAAUUAAUUAAAGACGUAUAUCAAAUGGGA